Molecule: messenger RNA, 1715 nt
Organism: Calliphora vicina (urban bluebottle blowfly)
Lineage: Eukaryota; Metazoa; Arthropoda; Insecta; Diptera; Calliphoridae
Gene: SmydA-9
Product: SET and MYND domain containing, arthropod-specific, member 9
Exons: 3
Coding region: 221-1510 (429 amino acids)
Molecular function (GO): protein binding
Source: RefSeq, a predicted model, not a curated record
GUCAGCGAUCGCGUAGUGCAUAAGAACAACAAAAAUUUUGAAGAAAAUCGAGAAAACGAAAAAAAGUGAAUUUUUGAAAUACUUAUUAAAUUAAAAAAAUAAUAAUUUUAAUAAUAUUGAAAUAUUUAAUAGACCUAAAAAUAUCGCAAUAGAUUUAUGAAAUAAAAAACAAUUUAAUAUAAAAAAUUUAUAAAAUCAACUUAAGAACUUUGCCCUCAAAAUGAUUUGUCCCAAACGCACUACCGAACUAAUAGAACUCCAUCUAGAGCCCUUAAAGGACAAAGAUCCGGCAUGGGAAAUAACCGUCUCAAAAAUUGCCGGUCGCGGUGUAUUCGCUAGUCGCAAAUUGAAACGUGGUGAUGUUAUUUUUCGCGAUAUUCCCUUGUUGAUCGGGCCGUCGGCGCGUCAAGAGGAAAAUUUAAAUUCCUGUUCGGUGUGUUACAAAAUGUUGCCCGACACCAAGUUCAUGUGUCGUAAUGGUUGCGGUCUACCCGUCUGCUCGUUGUGCGGUAAAAAGAAACAACAUAAACAGGACUGCACGCUGUUCAAGUCCUGGGAGCCCUGUGAACCAGAUGUGGCCAAUUCGCUACUUAUACGUCUGCUGUGCGUAGCCAGAGCUAUUAAUUGCACUAAGGAACAAAGAGAUUUAAUCUAUUGUCUCCAGGCUAAUUUAGAUAACAAUCAUCGCACUGAGGUGCGUAAUGGAGCCAAGGGCUUUAAGAAAUUCCCCAACGACAAGAAGAUAAUUGAGAUUAUGAAUCGUACUGUGGCCGUUUUGCGAACGAAUGGCUUUGAUGAGACCGCUGAUCGUACCAAUGAUAAUCAGGAGUUUUACUAUCGUGCUUUGUUUCCUUUGUUUGCUUUGAUGAAUCAUGAUUGUGUGCCAAAUUCGUAUUAUACUUUUGAUGAGAAAACCCAACAUAUGAUUGUAAAGGCGUCGGUGGAUAUAGCAGCGGGCGAAGAGAUUACCACCACUUAUACGAAAUUGUUUACCACCAAUAUUGCACGUCAUUUGUUUUUGAAAAUGAAGAAGACUUUCACUUGCAAGUGUCCCAGAUGCUCGGAUCCAACUGAAAGAGGCUCUUUUAUUUCUGCCGUCUAUUGUCGCGACACCAAUUGCACCGGCCUGGCCGUGCCCGAAGUCACUGGUAUGCCACAUCCCAACUGGAAUUGCUUGGAAUGCAAACAAAAGUCCACACAUGCCCAAAUGGUGAAAGCUCAAGAUUUUGCUUCCGGUGCCAUUAAUGCCAAAGUCAAUUCACAUUCAUUGAAAACGCUCAUCGAAUAUUUGAACGAGAAAUGCACCAGUUUUAUACCCGAAAGUAAUUACGUAGUCAUUGAGGCCAAACUGCAGGUCAUAGCACGUCUCAGCAAGAGUGUAGAGGAUUGCGGUGAGGAGUCAGUGGGCACCAAGGCCAAAUAUUGCCAGGAUAUAUUGGAUAUAAUGGAUAAAUUGGGUUUGGGUGAUUGUGUAAUGCGCACAUAUCUGGAAAUAGAGAAAGCCAAAUGAAUUUAAUAAUUAAUAAUUAUAUGAAAAUAAUAUAAAACAAGUAUUUAUUAAUUAAAGAAAAAUAAAAUGUUCUAAAUUUUGUUAAAAAAUGUUAUUGUAUAAAACAAUUACCAACAAUUGUUUUAUUUUGUAUUAAAUUUUAUUUAUUAUAUUUUAAAAAAGAAAACCUUAAAUUAAUAAAUUAUUUAUGUAUUUAUUAUACAAA